CACAACAAGCUGGAAAGUCUCAGCUAACUGAGUUUUAAAGGACAAACGAUUCAAAAUGAUCAGAGGACAUCUUUAGUAGCUCUUUUCUGAAUUAUGAAUGUAACUUCUGACAAGUCCACUGUGCCACUCCACUGCUGAGAGAAGCUCCCCGUGUGAUGGAUCAGCUUUGCGCAACAGGUUCUCCAAAGAACAUUUAAGCUCGAACUCUGAUCCAUGUAGGGAACAAAAAGAAGCAUGCUGUCACCGCUUUGGCCCUUUGGCAUCGAGCAGGAGAUCAACUCAUGGGAUGUAGUGGAUGCAGAUUCAGGGUCAACUUUGGGAAGGCGCUGUCCAAAGUCUCGGUCUUUUUCACCAUGGUCCUAAUCUUCACCUACUUCUUCUACUGCCUCACCGGAUUUUGUGAUUCGGCUCCAAGAGCUGCAUACAGACAAGAAACUUCAGACUUGGACUAUGACAUUUUGGACGAUCUGCGGCCACCCCGGCGUCUCUUCCCCGAUGCGCCGUUUCAGCGGAACCGCACAGGCUCCGAGGACGCUCCGGCUGAGCCGUCAGAGAAUACGCUGGACAGCGAAAAGGAGACUGUCCAGAGCAACGGCAUCCCCGUGUCCAACACUUUCGGGACCAAAAGGUUUCCGCAGGCGAUUAUAAUCGGCGUGAAGAAGGGAGGGACACGCGCCCUGCUGGAGUUUCUCCGCAUCCACCCGGACGUGAGAGCGUUCGGCGCGGAGCCGCACUUCUUCGACAGGUUUUACGAUAAAGGGCUGGAGUGGUACAGGAACCUGAUGCCUCGGACACUCGAUGGGCAGAUCACUAUGGAGAAGACACCCAGCUACUUUGUCACCAAAGAAGCUCCAAGUCGCAUCUGCACUAUGAAUUGUCAAACCAAGCUUAUUGUCGUCGUCAGGGACCCGGUGACGAGGGCUGUGUCUGACUACACCCAGACGCUGUCCAAGAACCCAGGGCUUCCAUCCUUCCAGAGCCUCGCUUUGAAAAACUCCUCCACAGGUUUGAUUGAUACCACGUGGAGUGCUGUGCGCAUCGGCCUCUAUGCCAAGCACCUGGAGAACUGGCUCCAGUACUUCCCUUUGUCUCAGUUUCUGUUUGUUAGCGGCGAACGACUGGUGUCUGAUCCAGCUGGGGAGAUGGGCCGAGUUCAGGACUUCCUGGGUUUGAAAAGGGUUGUUUCAGACAAGCACUUCUACUUCAACCAGACAAAAGGUUUUCCCUGCUUGAAGAAGCCAGAGGGGAGCAGCAGACCCCGCUGCCUCGGAAAGUCUAAAGGCAGACCUCAUCCCCAGAUCCCCUCUGAGGUACUGCAGAGACUCAGAGAUUUCUACAGGCCCUUCAACCACCGUUUCUACCAGAUGAGUGGACAGGACUUUGGCUGGGACUAAGCAAGAGUCUUCUUUGUGGAGAGAUGCUCAUUUACUGUUUCCACAGGGCUAAUGUUCUCAGGGUACUGGGAGAGACAAAGUCCAUUCUGCCUCAGUGGAGUCAACACGACAUGCAGCACUCAUGAACUGUCACUGUUUUGUUGUAUUUUGAGGCUCAGACGGACAUAGUGCUGCUAAUAUGAAAACGACAAAUUUAGUUAAUGGCUUAAAUAUAUAACCGUUAAACUGUUUUUGACAUUCUUUAUGUACAGAUUAGAAGAAAAGGUGAUAUUUAUAGUUUCUGUUGAAUACAACAGGUAUUUUUUUAUUAUUAUUAUUAAAGAAGUGUAUUUAUUGCGUGACAAAGCCGGACAUAAUACCAACAUCUGACAGGACAUUGGGAGUAAUGUAAUAAUCUUUGCCUGCAUUUACAUAUUUUCCAGUCUUUGAAUGCUACAUACAGUUUGAUGUUGCAGGACAUUCCUCAGUGCAUUGCAGUUGAUAUACCAAUGAUACCUCAUUUGUAAAUAUUAAGUCGAAACCAUGCGUAGACACAUUCCAUUUGUAAGUAUUUUCCAAUAAAAGCCGCAUCAUAUUUUAUAUUGUAAUUCCUGGAUGGGAUCAAUUGUAUCAGCUGUUACUCACAAUAAAUUGCUACUUUUGAUCUGUGAUUAUUCUGAACCACUGUAACUGUAAAAAAAAAAGUGUUCAAAUUACAGUGUAUAAAAAAUGUGCCUCUGAUUCUCUGUGUUGUGAAGUAAA
Messenger RNA from Maylandia zebra (zebra mbuna), 2135 nucleotides. RefSeq names its product heparan sulfate glucosamine 3-O-sulfotransferase 6. The record is from RefSeq and is a predicted model, not a curated record. Lineage: Eukaryota; Metazoa; Chordata; Actinopteri; Cichliformes; Cichlidae. Gene Ontology annotation, molecular function: [heparan sulfate]-glucosamine 3-sulfotransferase activity.